Molecule: messenger RNA, 2643 nt
Organism: Zygosaccharomyces rouxii
Lineage: Eukaryota; Fungi; Ascomycota; Saccharomycetes; Saccharomycetales; Saccharomycetaceae
Gene: VAC14
Product: Vac14p
Exons: 2
Coding region: 1-2643 (880 amino acids)
Biological process (GO): positive regulation of kinase activity; phosphatidylinositol biosynthetic process
Cellular component (GO): fungal-type vacuole membrane; PAS complex; endosome membrane
Source: RefSeq, a predicted model, not a curated record
AUGGACAAGUCUAUUGCUAAGGGUUUAAGUGAUAAGUUCUACGAGAAGAGGAAAGCCACGGCUCUAGAGCUCGAGAAACUGGUAAAAAAAUGUGUUAUUGAAGGAGACUACGUGAGAAUUGAUAAGAUUAUCGAUGAACUUUGCAGGGAUUAUGCGUACACUUUACACCAACCGAUGGCUAGAAAUGCGGGUCUCAUGGGACUUGCAGCCGCUGCUAUCGCACUAGGAACUAAUAACGUGGGUAGAUAUUUGAACAGCAUCUUGCCGCCAGUGCUUGCUUGUUUUGGAGAUCAGAACGAUCAAGUCAGGUUCUAUGCGUGUGAAAGUUUGUACAAUAUUGCCAAGAUUGCUAAGGGUGAAAUACUUGUAUUCUUUAACGAGGUAUUUGACGUACUGUGCAAAGUGAGUGCGGAUUCUGAAAAUUCAGUGAGAGGUGCUGCAGAGUUGUUGGAUCGCUUGAUUAAGGACAUAGUGGCUGAAAGAGCUUCGAGCUAUGUGAGUGUAGUGAACAAUGGCCCACUGGAUGUACCACCUAGCGUCACGGGGGAUGUGAUUACAGGUAACGUUUAUCAAAAUGAAUAUCCACAGGAUAAUAAAUUAGCAUUCUCACUACCGAAUUUCAUUCCAUUGUUGACGGAAAGGAUUUAUGCAAUUAACCCUGACACUAGGGUGUUUCUAGUGGAUUGGUUAAAAGUUUUGCUCAACACCCCAGGUUUAGAACUCAUAUCUUUCCUGCCAUCCUUCCUGGGUGGAUUAUUCACAUUUUUAGGUGAUUCUCAUAAGGAUGUGGGUACCGCUACACAUGCACUGUUGGACCUUUUACUCCAUGAAGUGGAUAGAAUUACUACAUUACAAGCUGAAAUCAAGAAAAAGCAACUAGAAAGACAAAGGUUCCUGGAAAGUAAGACGGAUGCUCCUUUGAAAAAAAUUGACGGUGCUCUAAUAGCUGAAAAGAAGAAGACCUUGAUGAAUGCUCUGGGGAAGUUGACAUCUGAUCAGGGCCAAGUUUCGGUGGAUAAUGCUUCACAGCAGGAGGAAUUAAAAAGAGAAAUUGCAGAAGAACAAGAAGAAUUGACAGAGUUGGAACAUGGUAGUGUGUACACGAGGGACGGAGAUGAAUACGUACCGGGGCAGGAUAUACAUUUAGACUUUCCCGAUAUCAUCGAUAUUCUGGUUAAUAAUUUAGCAUCCUCGGAAGCCGAAAUUCAACUAGUCGCAUUACACUGGAUUAAAGCCAUUCUACAAUUAUCGCCAGAUGAUUUUGUUCCACUCCUGUCGAAAGUACUGUCUUUACUGUUAAAAUUAUUAAGUGAUUCGGAUUCUCGUAUUAGUGAAAGUGCUCAGUAUGUUAAUGAAAAAUUGGUCAAACUGUGCAACAAUUACGACCAUCAGAAGGACCCAAAUGUCAUCGCCUAUGGAUCCAUCGUGAAUAGCUUAACAUUGCAAUUUUUCGAUAGUAAAGUGGAUGCAAAGAUUGCCUGUUUGGAUUGGUUGCUUCUCAUAUAUCAAAAGGCUCCUAAUCAAAUCUUGGAGCAUAACGAUAGCAUGUUUCUUACAUUAUUGAAAUCUUUAUCGGAUGAAGAUGAUAGGUUAAUCGAAAAGGCGCUGUCCCUUUUGUCCAGUCUCUGUUCAGACUCUAAUGAUAACUAUAUUCGAAAGUUUCUUCAAGAUUUCCUAACGUUGUUGAAGAGGGACUCACGAUUGCUCAAGACAAGGGCUAAUUCCAUCAUGAGACAGAUAUGUUCCAGACUUUCUCCUGAACGCAUUUACAAAGAAAUCGCUCCCCUGUUGGAUCCUAGUGACGAUAUAGUCUUUGUUCGGAUGAUGAUUCAAAUUUUGAGCACUAAUUUAUUGACGGCUUCUGAAGUGUCGUCGUUGCGCAAGAAAUUAAGAAACGGUGAUGACGGUAUGUUCUUUAACACUCUAUUCAAAUCUUGGUGUUAUAAUCCGGUGUCCGUGAUAUCUCUGUGUCUGGUAUCAGAGAAUUACGAAUUGGCUUACUCGGUUUUACAAGCUUAUGUGAACUAUGAUUUAACGUUAAAUGACUUGGUGCAAUUAGACGUAUUGGUUCAAUUGCUCGAAUCUCCCGUUUUUACAAGGUUGAGGUUACAACUUCUCGAACAGCAAAGGUAUCCAUUUCUGCAUAAGUCACUAUAUGGUAUUCUUAUGAUUUUACCACAAUCAAAGGCAUUCGAUAUUCUUAACAGAAGAUUGAGCAGUGUUAAUAAUUGGACUUGGCAACCUUCCUCAGGUAAUACUAUUUAUAAACAGGGAAACUCGAGUUCAAGUCUGGGGUUGAAUUGUGAUAUAGACACAUCUUCACGUUCAGUGAGUCAGUCUCCAUUGCAUCACCAAGAAUUGUUAGACACUUUCAACAAAGUAUGUGAGACAGAGAGCCCCUCUUUGAUCUAUACAGACAUCUAUGGAUCCGAAUUACCCUUUUUAGGCUCAGCACCUCAUGCUCGCAAAGAGUCCCGUCAAUCAGUGGUGCCAUCAGCUCGAGAGAACUCUUCAGGCAGUAACCUAACGCACGCCGCUAAUGAAGAUUCCACGGAUACCAGUUCAGUGAUCUUUCGGAGCAGCGCGGCAAGUGGGAUUACGGGGAGACUUUCCGGUAAGUUGAAGAGAUUGAGUGGAACUUAA